AUGGGAGAAGAAGCUUCUGGAGAGUUGCAGACAGAAGGAUUCACCCUAAUGGAGGAGAGAGGGGAGAAGGAGAGAGGCAUCAUAGGAGAAGAGCAAGAGGAUGAGGGCAAAACUAAAGGAUACCAAAACAACGAGACGUCCCCAACGGAGAAGGACAACCGCGUGGACCUGCAUAAAGACACACAGGAGAAUGGCAAAGAAACCGGAAUGGAGGUUGGAGAGCCUGAAAACGGGACAGAGCUGGAGGCGGAGGUGAGAGUGGAGCUCUUCCAGUCCGGCCCGGACCUGCAGACCAGCUACAUCCAGGGCUCGGACCUGUUCGGGUAUGUGGGCAUCGAGGCGGUUCUGGACCAGAUGAGGCACAAGACCAUGAAGGCUGGCUUUGAGUUCAACAUCAUGGUGGUUGGUCAGAGCGGUCUGGGCAAGUCCACUCUGGUCAACACUCUGUUCAAGUCCAAAGUCAGCCGGAAGUCCUGCACGCCCAGUUAUGAGGAAAAGAUAUCCAAAACCGUCAAGCUGCACACCGUCAGUCAUGUAAUUGAGGAAAAGGGGGUAAAGAUGAAGCUGACGGUGAUUGACACGCCAGGGUUUGGAGACCAGAUCAACAAUGAGAACUGCUGGGAGCCGAUAGUCAAAUAUGUCAACGAGCAGUACGAGAAAUAUUUGAGAGAGGAGCUGAACGUGAACCGGAAGAGGAGGAUCCCCGACAGCAGAGUGCACUGCUGCAUCUACUUCCUGCCCGCCACUGGACACACACUGCGCCCCAUAGAUAUCGAGUUCAUGAAGAGGUUGGGGAAGAUAGUGAGUAUUGUGCCCGUCAUCGCAAAGGCCGACACGCUCACAGUGGAGGAGAGGCAGGAGUUCAAAGAGAGGAUAAGGCAGGACUUGGCCGCCAACGGAAUACGUGUUUACCCCCAGAAAGAGUAUGAUGAGGAUCCAGAGGAACGCAUGCUCAAUGACCGGAUCAGGGAGAGCAUCCCCUUCGCCGUGGUGGGAACCGACAAGGAGCACCAGGUGAACGGAAACAAAGUGCUGGGCCGGAAAACUAAGUGGGGGAUCGUUGAAGUUGAAAAUGUGGCCCAUUGUGAAUUUGCCAACCUGAGAGAUCUGCUGAUCCGGUCCCACCUGCAGGACCUGAAGGACGUGACCCACGACAUCCACUAUGAGAGCUACCGCGUGCAGCGGCUCAACGAGAGCAACAUGAACUUCAGCGAGCUGGUUCUGUCCGCCUGGCCGCUGGAGAACGGGACUGACAAAUGCGAAACGGAGAGCCACCUCUGA
Messenger RNA from Menidia menidia (Atlantic silverside), 1281 nucleotides. The record is from the annotation of a GenBank genome assembly. NCBI's taxonomy places the organism in Eukaryota, Metazoa, Chordata, Actinopteri, Atheriniformes, Atherinopsidae.